Oldenlandia corymbosa var. corymbosa is the source of this 814-nucleotide messenger RNA. The record is from the annotation of a GenBank genome assembly. Lineage: Eukaryota; Viridiplantae; Streptophyta; Magnoliopsida; Gentianales; Rubiaceae.
GGAAAAUGUAUCGAACUUGUGUUGAUCCCGCUCUUGAUAUCUUGAAACUUGUUCAUGAUGAUCUUUCCCACUAUCCUUCUGACUUGAGGAAACUCAUUAAGGGCGAACAUUAGAGGAGUUUAAAAUGCAAUUUGAAGCUGCAACAGAAGGAGAAAAGGUCACAAAGUUGGAGCUGAUGAGCUUUCAUUUAAGGACGCUAAUUCAGGAACAUAAGUCCCAAACUAGGGAGAUGUGCAUUUUUGUACUAGAUGGUGCAUUCAAACAUAAGUCCUCUUCCCAACUGGAGGAGUCGUUUCAAAACUAUGGAGGUGAGACAAUGUUUUUCAUGGUUUUUAUCCAAAAGAAUCUUGAAGCUCUUGGUUCAAAUCUUGAUCUGAGCGCUCUAGUCAAGCAACAAAUUGCCUCAGUUGACUGCAAACUCGGCCUUUUUCGAACAUUUGUUUGGGAAAUUAGCAAUGUUCCUUCAAAGUAUGAAGGAGCUUUUAUAGGUUGCAUGGUGUUACGCCUUUGGAUUGCUGAAGGUUUUGUGAAGGCAAAUGAGAUGCAGUGUUUAGAACAUUUAGCAAGAGAGUACUUGGAUUAUCUUGUCUCUCAAAAUUUAGUUCUUGCCACUGAAAGAGGUUCAAUGGGACAGAUAAAGUUCUGCAAUGUUCAUGAUCUCCUGUAUGACUUGUGCUUUCAGAAGGCUAUGGAAGAUAAUAUCUUGCAUUUGAUAGACCCUAUGAAUGUUAUAGAUGAAACAUGCACCACCAUUGGCUUUGCAUUCGCGGCAGCGAUCCAGCUUUCAGCAGCCAAGCAUCCAAUUCAACCAUGA